Molecule: messenger RNA, 1485 nt
Organism: Brassica oleracea var. oleracea
Lineage: Eukaryota; Viridiplantae; Streptophyta; Magnoliopsida; Brassicales; Brassicaceae
Product: splicing regulatory glutamine/lysine-rich protein 1-like
Exons: 2
Coding region: 1-1485 (494 amino acids)
Source: RefSeq, a predicted model, not a curated record
AUGGAAGAACUAGCAGCAAAGGAGGCUUUCUCUCUCUCAACGAGGGGACUGGAUAAACCAGCAAGUCGUGAGGCGCAUAUGAGAUUUGAACCAUACUCCAGAACUCACCAAGACGCUGGCCAGGACAGAACAUCAAGGGAUAUGACCGCCCGUAGGAGCUUUGGAGUUAAUGCAGAAUCGGCUCAAAGAUCAGACCAUGGAGAUCUGCGCAACAGAAUCUCUCUCAAGAGAGAUACACGAGCUAAAGAAGUCUGGACUCGACUGGACCAACAGCAGGAGGAAGGAAUAGUUCCCCGAGAUCGGGAGAGAUAUCACACAUAUCAACGCUCAACGAGAGAGAACCUGAGAGGGAUAAGGGGUGGAUCGGAAAGCUUUAAUAACAGGGGUCGUGGAGACUCAUAUUCAUCCUCCAGCUGGAGAGUAAAAGAAAUAAGUCAUGGGAACAAAGAUAGGAACAGAGAUCAAACGCGAGAACGCGUACACCCAAAGGAAAGAAAUAGGCAGGAGUUCUCUCCGCGAACUAAUCGAUCAUACCGAAGUUCACCAGACUCGCAGCGGACGAUUUCUGAAUAUCCUAGAGAACGAAGAGGUGAUACUCCAACAAGGCGACAUGAUCAUUAUCGGAGACAAGAGACAAGAAUGGAGUGGAGACCAAUUCGAUCAGUGAAAAGAAAAGAACCAGGACAUAAAGAAAUUCCUAAGACUAGGCGAGACACGGAAGACGAGGAGAGAAUCCGUAACCUCAAAGGAAAAGCUAUAGCAACAGAGGAGACUGCGAACCGGGAAACAAAUGAGAAUUCUCCUAAGCAAUUUCCAGAAGGUGUUUUACCACUGCGGGCUCAUAACGAUGAAGGUCCAGGCAUGGAGAUAUGUAAGACAAGUAAAAGUGGGGAUCCUGGAUUAGAGAAGGAGACAAUACCGGAAGGAGAUGACCUUCUAACUGAAGAAGAGAUAAACGAAAUGGCUGACAAAUAUGCUGGUAUUGAUUUUGAUAUGGAUGAAAGUAUGAUCGACGAAGACGACCUCCUAGAAGGGAUGGAAAAUGAUGUAGUGGUACCUGAGACGCAAGAGAUCACCAAGACCUUAGAACUACAAAAUAAGGCAGCAGAGGUCGGAAAGGACAAAGAGACUCCCAAACUGGCGUCAGGACAACCUCAUGAAGAAGCUGACAGAAGUCAAAGGAAAAAAUCUCUGAAACAGAACCAAAAAGCCCCGAGAGGAAGAUCACUUGUACCUCACGGAAAGCAACGGGGAACACGAAGCCCAGAUGCAAAAGGAGUUGCUGCAUCAAAAAAGCUAGCGAUCAGAGGAAGAGCUUCCCCAAAAGGCAAGAUGGUGAAGCAUAAUCGUGGGAACUCUUCAAGAGUGUCUGGCUCUUCUGCUAUCCCUCGUAAUGAGGUGUAUCCGUCUUCUUUGAAAGGCCGGAAAUUGUUUACUGCAUCAGGUUCAGUGGGGUCCCAGAAACCACCCAGUACUCAGAUAUGA